Talaromyces rugulosus is the source of this 1707-nucleotide messenger RNA. RefSeq lists its product as uncharacterized. Gene Ontology annotation, cellular component: nucleus. The record is from RefSeq and is a predicted model, not a curated record. Lineage: Eukaryota; Fungi; Ascomycota; Eurotiomycetes; Eurotiales; Trichocomaceae. Gene Ontology annotation, molecular function: zinc ion binding; DNA binding. Bases 1 to 1707 code for a protein of 568 amino acids. Gene Ontology annotation, biological process: DNA-templated transcription. The transcript is spliced from 4 exons.
AUGCCGGCGCCAAACGCCUCAUGUGUUUGGUCCCGGCCGGAUCCCGGUUACAAUCCUGAUGUCGCAUCUGAAGCUCCAGUAUCGUCAGCAGCUGUCAGUUCAUUAGAGCAGGCCAAAAAGGGAAUCCAUACUUGCCUUGACAUUUUCUUCGAGCGCCAUUUCGCGAAUGACUUUUGCUCAUUCGACCACUGGCCAGAUUUUGAACAAAAAUGUCAAAAAGAUGCAUUCCUGUCUUCGGCCGUUGUUGCGCUCUGCGGUCGAUAUCUAAAGCCACAGGAUGCGCAAUCUUGCUUUGGACUAGACUCUGGCCGCCAGGUAUCCAAGGCGUACUUGCAUAGAGCCCGAGCUUUAGCUAAGGAGUCGUCAGAUGACCCAACUGGCAAUCUUGUCCUGGCCAUGGCUGAGCUCUUGCACGGUUCUGGAUCUCGUCACUGGCUAUUUGCUGGCAUGGCAAUCCGUAUGGCCGAGGCAAUGCGACUCAACAAAGACUUUCACCAGAAACAUAGCCUAAAGGUUCAAGAAGUCCGUAGGCGGACAUUUUGGGCAUGCCUCAUGUUUGAUAGGGUGUUGGCAUACUUCCUUGCCAAGCAUCGCACCAUCGAUAUAGAGAACAUCGGCAUACCGCUGCCAGGAACGGACAUGUCUCUAGCCUAUCAGGAAGAGACGAAAGGAGUCACGUUGAGUGACAUUGCCACGCGACAGCGCCCAUCAGAGCUGGGACUGGGUUCGUAUCUGAUAAAAACGGUUUGUCUGUGGAGUGAUCUUGCCGACUUCGCUACGUAUUCUCGUCGACGGCUAGAUAGAUUCCCGCCUACCGACCCACACAGCAUGUUCUCCAUCAGGCACGAAGCACUAUGUACCUGGGUUGACUCGCUUCACCCGAGCCUUCGCUGGAACUCUGAGAACUAUCAUACCCAACGUCAGCUUGGCAAGGGAAGUUCUUUCGUCGCUAUGCACCUCUUACUUCUCAGUGGCUCUUGUGCCGCUCAUCAGUGUUAUCUACCUCAUUUCACCUUGUUCACCAAGCCCGAUGACCUAGUGGAUGCGGCUGGCUGGUCAUACCUGCACAGGGAACCGUUGCUGAUAGAUACAUGUGUAUCCAAUGCCAUCAAGUUCGGCGAAGUGCUCACUUAUCUUGUUGAAGGUGGCAGCACCGGCAACGAACUGAGCUUGCAGGCUGUCUGGGUCGCCCCCUCCGUUCUGAUAGUAGCAAAUGUAUUUCUGUGGCUCCAAUACACCCAAGACAAUGUCUACUCCGACGACUCUCUCCGACAAAAGUCCCAGAGUUAUUUUCAAACUAUCCAUACGUUGGUAUCGUCCUGGACGCCGCACUGGAAGGCAGCUGAACGAUGGAAGUUGUCGCUCAACGCCAUGCAAGAUCUCUAUAAGGCGGCCUACGUCGGAGACAUCAAUGAAACCAUCCUCAGCCCAGCUGCCACGAUCUCAAUGCAUUCGGAUGACGAGUCUGCACCUGAUUUUUGUCCUCAACCAGGUGAUGGAUAUCCGGCACUCAUCUCUUUACCCAAUCUGCCGGCCUCUGUUAAGUUUGUUACUAGUGAUACCUCGGCCAGAUUUAUCGAUAUGCAGUCGAUUUGGCUACAGCUAUCCGGUGGUUGGCCGUAUGGGGCUACAGGAGCAGCGUACUUGAUGGAGCACGCACAUGUAGAUAUGGCUUUGUUGAACGACUCGGCGCCUGCUGAGUUGUAG